Clunio marinus is the source of this 324-nucleotide messenger RNA. Lineage: Eukaryota; Metazoa; Arthropoda; Insecta; Diptera; Chironomidae. The record is from the annotation of a GenBank genome assembly.
AUGUCUAAUAAUGCGAUUCUAUUGUGGGCAUAUCAAUUAACAGCUGUUGAAAACGGUAUCGAGUUUAAUCAUCUUCGUCGGAAAUCUGCAGCCUUGAGGAUCCGAAUAUCAAGAGCUAGUUUUGUCUUCAAAUAUUUGCCUUCUGACGUAACCAUGCGAUCAAUAAAACUGACUACAUAUCGUUUAGGAUUUCUACCAGAUCAGACUAUAGGAAAUAAAUUAGAGCAAAACUCUUUGACAUUUUAUUUUGGACUCACAGAAGAUAAAAUGGUAAUCUUUGGUGGUUUCAUCUCAUCUUUCAGAGCAGCUUUUGAAUCGAUUUGA